This is a messenger RNA of Orcinus orca (killer whale), 444 nucleotides long. Its product is annotated as DPEP2 neighbor protein-like. The coding region runs from base 1 to 444 and encodes 147 amino acids. The transcript has 3 exons. Lineage: Eukaryota; Metazoa; Chordata; Mammalia; Artiodactyla; Delphinidae. The record is from RefSeq and is a predicted model, not a curated record.
AUGUCUGACCAUAUCUUCUAUAUUUACUCAAACCUGUCCUCUGUUCCCUGGGAGGGCAGUGCAACAGCAGCAGUUGCUCCCGGUUCUCCUCCUACACCUGGUCUCUACCAUGUCCUCUAUCGAGGGUGUGGAGAAAAGCAGUUGGGCCGGCAUGUGGAGACAUACUGCCUGGUUGGUGGUUACCGGGUCUACGGAGAUGUACCUCUGGCCACGCCAGCAAAUGUGGAAGCAGAGAAGCCAGUUGCCAGACGUGCUCCCAAGGGAAAGCACACUCCAAAAAGAAACUAUCUCUUCCCCCACACCAGCCCCCAUGGCCCAGUACCGGGAAACCGGGAGCCCAGAGCACUUGUGGCCACAGAGACACUCGCACGCAGCCCUCGGGGUGGGCGGGGCCGGCUGCAGGCAGAUGGGGACGAGGUGUGCUCCCGGGAGGCCUCAGGCUGA